GCUUCCUUCCUGCUUCGCUCGCGCACGUUGCUCGUUAUGGAGCCGAGCCUCGGCGCCGCUGACACCUCUUGAGUCCCGGAAGCGUCGUCUCUCGUGAUGGAAGACGACCAGGAACUGGAGAGAAAAAUAUCUGGAUUGAAGACCUCAAUGGCUGAAGGCGAGAGGAAGACAGCCCUGGAAAUGGUCCAGGCCGCUGGAACAGAUAGACAGUGUGUGACAUUUGUAUUGCACGAAGAGGACCAUACCCUAGGAAAUUCACUGCGUUACAUGAUCAUGAAGAACCCAGAAGUGGAGUUUUGUGGUUACACUACAACCCAUCCUUCAGAAAGCAAAAUUAAUUUACGCAUUCAGACUCGAGGGGCUCUUCCGGCUGUUGAACCAUUUCAGAGAGGCCUGAAUGAGCUUAUGAAUGUCUGCCAGCACGUGCUUGACAAGUUUGAAGCCAGCAUAAAGGAAUAUAAGAAUCAAAAAGCAAACAGAAAUGAAUCCACGUUCUAGUCAUAGUGGAAGGACUGAUAUUUUCUUCGAGAGCUCGAAAAACACAAGUUUGUGAUCAUGUCAUUACCUUCUGAGAGAGGUGCACAACUGUCCUUUAAUCCAUUGCAGCUUUUGGAAUCCCUACAAGAACCUUGUAUUCUAAUAAAUUACCUCUUUCAUUUAAAUUAA
Messenger RNA from Suncus etruscus (white-toothed pygmy shrew), 666 nucleotides. Its product is annotated as DNA-directed RNA polymerases I and III subunit RPAC2. Gene Ontology annotation, molecular function: protein dimerization activity; DNA binding; DNA-directed RNA polymerase activity. Gene Ontology annotation, cellular component: RNA polymerase III complex; RNA polymerase I complex. The record is from RefSeq and is a predicted model, not a curated record. The transcript has 2 exons. Gene Ontology annotation, biological process: DNA-templated transcription. Bases 97 to 498 code for a protein of 133 amino acids. Lineage: Eukaryota; Metazoa; Chordata; Mammalia; Eulipotyphla; Soricidae.